UUUCAUUUUUCUUUCAUAUUUUUCAUAUUUUUCCUUUUGUGUCUGAAGAGCGAUUACAUUCUCCAGUAUUGGCAUUUGGCACCACGGUUUCGCGAAGCUCCGACUAUGGCAAACGAGGAGGAAAAACUUCUAGAGGCUCAAUUAGAGUUUCAAUUACACGAACAAAAAGAAUCUUUGACUGCAAUUCAAGACGCUUUAACUUCUGAUCCCCAGAAUUCGGAGCUUCUCAGUAUCCAACAAGAGCUUGUAUCUUCCAUUAGAGAUGCAGAAGAAGGACUUCUUCACCUAAAACGUGCACGAUUGCUGUCUGAAAUCGAUUCAGCUGUGCAGUCUGUAUCUUCUCAUGUAGAUGCUAAAGUUGAGCCUAUAUAUUUAGCUGAGGUGGAGGGUUCCAAACUUUCACAUGAAGACAUAGAGGUAGAACAUCUGGAUGCUACAGAUGAAGUAGAAACAUCGGAAAAGCCAGGUUUUUUGGUUGGAUCUAAAUGUAGGUUUCGUCACACUGAUGGGCAUUGGUAUCACGGUGAAGUUCUUGAGUUGGAUGGUUCUUUUGCUAGAGUUUCUUUCCUCCAUCCAACAUCAGAGAAAAUGAUGAUAUGCAAGUUCUUCCUUCAACAACGGUGUCGAUUUGGUGCUAAUUGCCGGUUAUCACAUGGAACUCUUGUGCGACUAUCAUCGCUGAAGAAGUUUGUAGCACCUUGUUUAGGGCAGCCAUUUAUUGGAUCUAGAAUUUGGGCUGUUUCAGGGAAUGGAGCUAGCAUAUGGAGAGAGGCUGAACUUGGAUCUUGGGAUGAUAAGCUCAACCAAGGUGUGGUUGUAUUUCGUGACAAUGGAAGCUCAGAGACGUUAGGGGUUGAGGCAAUGUUAUUAUCACAGUAUGCAGAAACCAGCGAUGAAGAAGAGGGAGAAAGUGAUUAUUCAAGUUCUGAGAACUCAGGUUUAAGUGAUUAUGAAGAUGAUGGCCUGCCGCAAGGCUUAGGCUUUGUCGAGAGCACUGCCUUGCAGAAGGGGAUCCAGACAGACACGGCCAUCUUUGCUGAUUGGGAGAAUCACACUCGGGGUAUAGCUUCAAAGAUGAUGGCGAAUAUGGGCUAUCGUGAAGGAAUGGGUCUGGGUCUAGCAGGCCAGGGCAUGGUGAAGCCAAUACCUGUGAAAGUUCUUCCACCAAAGCAAUCUCUUGAUCACGCCCUGCAGUCUGUUAAAUAUGAUGAAAGAGAUGGGUGUUCAGAGAAGAAAAAACGGAGUCGAGGUGGGAAGCGGAAACGUGAAAAGAAAUUUGCAGAAGCAGCUCGGGCUGCCAAACAAGAAGAGGAACAGAGACCGGAUGUUUUCAGUCUCAUAAACAAUCACCUUGCAACACAUGCUAAGAUGAUUAACAAUGAAAGCUCGGCAAAAAAGCAUAAGAGCAAAGAGACUAAGAAAGAAGACAGGCAGUCACUUGUUGCUUAUGAAGAAGAGGUGAAGGAGUUGAGAGUUCGAGUGGAGAAGUUGGAGGAGAUGGUUAACCGUAAUAGGAAGGAAAAGGCGGUUUAUGAGGCAGCAAUGAGAAAAUUGAAGGAGACUCGUAAGGCUUUAUCCGAGGCUGAGGCUAAGCAUGCAUCAACUUCACAUGCAGUUGUUAGCAAGGAGAAAGAAAAGAAAUGGCUUAGGUUCUAGUAUUAUUAAAAGAUUUAUUCAGGAAGCUCUCUGCCAUUGUUAAUGUAUUAAUUUGGUGUAUGAUUACUAUGUUUGUAUCGUUUCUGUCUAUCAUCAUCAGUGGUACCUUUUUAAACAUUGUUCUAAGAACAA
Molecule: messenger RNA, 1788 nt
Organism: Amaranthus tricolor (Joseph's coat)
Lineage: Eukaryota; Viridiplantae; Streptophyta; Magnoliopsida; Caryophyllales; Amaranthaceae
Product: zinc finger CCCH domain-containing protein 22
Exons: 4
Coding region: 106-1656 (516 amino acids)
Molecular function (GO): nucleic acid binding; metal ion binding
Source: RefSeq, a predicted model, not a curated record